CCGUGACAAGACCUGUCCUCGUGAGUGAAAGCCGGAGAGCGUGUCGCGAAUGACGUGAUGCCAGGGCACGACCCAUCGGGAUCAAUCGGCCCGACAGCAGGCAGCUUCCCCGCCAGAGUCCCCUCCAUAGCAGCAGGUACAAACAACUUAACGGCGCCAACUUACGCUCCACAUAGGCCCCCAUACACCCCGAAUACUAUUCACAGACAUGGCAUACAACUUUGUGAGAUCGUACAUAGACACCUUCCGCGAGCGAACUGCAGCUAUCAGCCACACGUCGACCUUCCGUGAGACUGGUCAGAUAACGCCGGAGGAGUUUGUCCUCGCGGGAGACUUCCUCGUCUUCAAGUUCCCUUCGUGGCAGUGGGCAGAUGCCUCUUCACCGUCAAAACGCGUAUCAUACCUCCCCGAAGGAAAGCAGUUCCUCGUAACGCGAGGCGUGCCAUGCAACCGCCGCCUUGACGACAACUUCGCUGGAGAAGCUGGCCAGGACGAGACUAUUGUUCGGGAUGGCUUUGCAGCCGGCGAGGGAGACGCUGAUGAUGACGGCUGGCUGAGAACCGGCGGCAUGGGCGCCAGCCAAGAGGCGAAAGUGCGAGAUGUGCGGACGGUGGACGAGAGCGGAAACCUCGGCGCUCCGGAUGAGGAGGACGAGAUCCCAGAUAUGGAAGACGAUGACGACGACGAGGAGGCUAUUAUCCGGGAGCCACAGGGCGGUUCUAACACCUCAGCGCCUAUGCGAACAUACACCCUCUACAUAUGCUAUUCCGCCCACUACCGAACACCACGCCUAUACCUCUCAGGCUACGGGUCGACAUCCGUGCCGCUAAGGCCACAAGAAAUGAUGGAGGACAUAGUCGGAGACUACAAGGACAAAACCGUCACAAUCGAGGACUUUCCCUUCUUUGAGCACGCCCUCAAGACUGCUUCAGUACAUCCUUGCAAACACGCCUCAGUCAUGAAAGUACUCCUCGAUCGCGCAGAUGCAGCCCUAAAACUGCGGCUUGCCAAGCUCAAAGCUGGCAAAGACGUCGGCAAGGUAGACAGCGGAAUGGAAGGCCUCGUCGACGACACCAAGCUGCUGAAGCUGACGGAGCGGGCGAAGAACGGGGAUGGCGACGACAGCAAGGAUGACUGGGAAGUCCUCGAUGAAGGCAGCGAGGAUGAAGAAGUUGCCAUCCGGGUAGAUCAGUAUCUCGUCGUCUUCCUGAAGUUCAUGGCCAGCGUCACGCCCGGCAUAGAACACGAUUUUACGAUGGGUGUCUAGUUCACCUUCGCUCCUGUACCGGUUUUGGGAUUUCUCCCCUUUGAGGGAUUUGGCGUUUGACCGGACUCAAGGAAUCAUAUUGGGCAUUACGGAUAGCGGGCGCUUGCACGGAUAUGGUGUGACAUCGUAUUUCUAGGUUUAGCUAGGCAGUAGAAUGCAACGGAGGGCUAUCAUCGUCCAAUGCGAGGGCAAUCCGC
This is a messenger RNA of Trematosphaeria pertusa, 1464 nucleotides long. Its product is annotated as autophagy-related protein-like protein 3. Gene Ontology annotation, molecular function: Atg8-family ligase activity. The transcript has 3 exons. Gene Ontology annotation, biological process: nucleophagy; autophagosome assembly; autophagy of mitochondrion. NCBI's taxonomy places the organism in Eukaryota, Fungi, Ascomycota, Dothideomycetes, Pleosporales, Trematosphaeriaceae. The coding region runs from base 209 to 1267 and encodes 352 amino acids. The record is from RefSeq and is a predicted model, not a curated record. Gene Ontology annotation, cellular component: cytosol; cytoplasmic ubiquitin ligase complex.